Plasmodium gallinaceum is the source of this 2112-nucleotide messenger RNA. Its product is annotated as conserved Plasmodium protein, unknown function. The record is from RefSeq and is a predicted model, not a curated record. The transcript is spliced from 12 exons. Bases 1 to 2112 code for a protein of 703 amino acids. NCBI's taxonomy places the organism in Eukaryota, Apicomplexa, Aconoidasida, Haemosporida, Plasmodiidae.
AUGAUUUACAAUAAGUAUAUUAAAAAAUUUAAAAAUACAAAAAGGAAAUAUUGUGAUGUAUUAGAAAAUAAUGAAAAAGAAAAUAAUAAUUCAUCUAAUUCUUUUUUACUUAAAGAUUUAUUAAAAAACCUCAUAUUAAAAUUCUAUUUUAAGACAAUUUUAGAUAAAAUCUACGAAAAUUAUCAAAAAAAUAAUUAUUUUUUUGAAGUAUUCAUAUACAUAGAUGUUAUAAAAUUAAUUGAUUCAAAUAACUCUAUGGGUUAUUAUAUAAUGAAAAACUAUAUUGAAUUUGCAAAUUCUUUUAAUGAAACUUCAUAUAUUUUAUUAUCGGAAUUUUUAAAAAAUUUUAAAGAGAACAAACAGACGAAUAUCAACUUAUCGGUUUAUUUAGACAUUAUUAUAAAAAAUAAAUUUUUUAUCAUUUUUUUAAUUCCACUUAAUACUCCAAUUAAAACAGAUUGUAUCUUAAAUCUAGGAAAAUCAAAUAAAUUGGAAAACAACUUUUAUAAUAUAAUUGAAAUAAUUAACGCAACAUUAAUAAGUAAAGAUAAAAAAAGUUUUUUAUAUAAAUCUUUUUAUAUGAGAAUAUGCGAAUGUUCAAGUAAAUAUUUACCACAUCAAAAUGUUAUUGUAAAAAUUAAUAAACUAGGAGAUUUAUAUGAAAAUAAAGAAGCUAAAGAAAUAUGCAAAUUAUGUUAUUCAAAAGAAUAUGAAGAAAUAAUAAAUAAAAGGAAGUUUAAAAACUUUUUCACUUUAAAGUUUUUUUUUUCAAAAACUAUUGAUGAAUAUAAUAAUAAAGAUGAAUAUACAACCUUUGAAGUGUUGUUUCAAGAUAUCAAUGAAAAAACUGAAAAUUUUGAAAUUGGUAUGAAAUACAAUUUAAUUAUUGUGUCUAUUCCUAAUAAGUUAAAUAAAAAUAACAUCAAGGGGUUACAUGUUGGUAGUCUUUGGUUGUUAAACCACAGGAAAAACAUUAUAAAAACAAGAAAAUUUGAAUAUAACAUGCUAUCUUUAUCAACAAAUGUGAAUACGUUAUUAUCUACUGAAUGCUUUAAUUAUUUAUUAAAUUCUCAAAACUUAAAUGAUAUGAAUAGUAUUAUAAUUGAUAUAUUAAAACUCCCACAGAGUAAUUCUGUUUUAAAUAAAAUUUGUAAAACGACCAAAUUAACACUAAUUUUAAUUAGUAUAAGUAAUAACUUUUUAAAAUAUUUGAAUUUGAAUUCAUUUGCUUAUGAUAUAUUUAAUAAAGUAAAUAAAAACAAGAGGUACAAGACUUUUAUUAAGGAAAAUAUUUCAGCAAAAGGGAUGAGAGCACCCCAUUGUUUUUUUAUAUGCUUAGAUGAAAUACUGAUGAUAGAAAUGGUUAAGUUUUGCAAUUUUUUCUGUAACAUUAAGCUUCUUAAUGUAAAAAAGGAUUCUUUUAAUAUAUUACUUACUCAAAAAUAUGAUAUACUAGUCAUAAAUAUAAAUAAUUUAAACAAUUCUCAAAUUAAAAUAUUAGUAGAAAUUAUGAAAAAUGGAAUUUACAGAAAUAAAAAAUUUUCCAUACCAGUUUCAACUACAUUUUGGGUGUAUUCAGAAUUCAAUUUUUAUAUUAAUGAAAAUUUAUUAGCUCGUUUUGAUUUUUUGUUUGAACUUGGUUUUGAAAAAGAUGAAGAUAUAAUUGAUGAAAUAUUAGGAACAGUGGAUAAUACUAAUAUAGAAAAUUUUGAUUAUUAUUUUGAUUUAAAUAACAAAUAUUCAUAUUUAAGGAAAAAUAAUUUAUCUUAUUUUGAAUUCAACGAAAUUAAUAAUAUAUCUAAAUCAAUAAUUCAUAAAUAUUUCAAUAUGGCUUCAGAUUUAUCAACUCUAACCAUAUAUCAUAUAGGUAUAUCUGAAUUACUAUGUAUCAGUGUAUCUAUUUUAUUAAAAAAAAAAGAAUGCUUAAUUGAACAUGUUGUUUUAGGACUUUUUUUAUAUGAUAAAUUUGUUUCUUCUACUAAAAACAAGUUAACACAAUUUGACAAAAAUAUUUUAAAUAGUAUAAUAAACCCAAAACAAAACCAAAUUACUUCAUUUCAAAAAUUAAUGAAUUAUUUUUCAUCAUAUUUAAAUGCUACUAUGGAUUUAUAA